AUGCCCGUCGAAGUCCCCUGGUCGCGGCUGAUCCGGUUCGUCAGCGCCGAAGACGAUGACAUCCAUUUUGGCGACGCAGUGGUUCCUUCAGCGGAUUUUGACGUUGGAGACCCCAAGAAUGCCCAGAGUCUGACCGCAAAGCUCAUUGAGGGAAACCCAUUGUCCCCCGACUGCAAAGUCACUGACAAAGUGGUAAAAGUAAAGAAGCUACUGGGGCCAUUGACAAGAGACAUGGUGCCGGCGUUGAGGUGCAUUGGCGGGAAUUACCGAUCGCAUCUCAAGGAAAUGAAGAUGGAAAUCCCCCGAAACCCGCUGCUCUUCGCCAAGUUCCCCAACGCCGUGGCUGGCUACGGCGACGACAUCCCCAUCCCGAAGCUGAUCCAGGACGGGCAAGCCGACUACGAGGCCGAGCUGGCAAUUGUGAUUGGCAAAGAGGGCAAGGACAUCAGGGUCGAAGACGCCAUGGACUAUGUCCUGGGCUACACGGCGGCGGACGACAUGUCGGCGAGGAAAUGGCAAUCGGAUCCUGACCUGGUGGGAACGUGGCCACCGCCGCAGAUGACCUUUGCGAAGAGCUUCGACGGGUUUUGUCCCAUGGGCCCGUGUAUCGCUUCGACCAAGGUGAUUCCCAACCCGCACGCACUGCCGCUCAAAACUUACGUGAACGGCGAGCUUCGCCAGAACGGCAACACCGACGACUUCGUCUUCAACGUGCCGCAGCUCAUCGCCUUCUUGAGCCAAGGCAACACGCUCCAGGCGGGGAGCAUCAUCCUGACCGGGACAUGUUCGGGGGUCGGGUUCGCCAUGAAGCCACCGCAGCAUUUGAAGACGGGAGACAGAAUAGAGAUCUCGUUCGGGCCGAUUGGGACGUUGGUCCAUGGCAUCAAGUAUGAGUGA
Fonsecaea erecta is the source of this 897-nucleotide messenger RNA. RefSeq lists its product as hypothetical. Lineage: Eukaryota; Fungi; Ascomycota; Eurotiomycetes; Chaetothyriales; Herpotrichiellaceae. The record is from RefSeq and is a predicted model, not a curated record. The transcript is spliced from 4 exons. Bases 1 to 897 code for a protein of 298 amino acids. Gene Ontology annotation, molecular function: catalytic activity.